This is a messenger RNA of Cryptomeria japonica (Japanese cedar), 2035 nucleotides long. RefSeq lists its product as uncharacterized. Bases 116 to 1615 code for a protein of 499 amino acids. The record is from RefSeq and is a predicted model, not a curated record. NCBI's taxonomy places the organism in Eukaryota, Viridiplantae, Streptophyta, Pinopsida, Cupressales, Cupressaceae. The transcript has 2 exons.
CGUCGGAAUGGUCUUAAAAGACUAUAAAAAGGGCCCUUCCUCACUAUACAUUUCUCAAAUUGCGCUCACUUCUCCAACUCGUCUGUGAUUUCAUCGCAAGGGUCUUUUUACAGAUAUGGCAUUGCCACCUGAUUCAGAAUUUCGUGGAGUGGCCGCUGCGAUUCCCCAGCCGGCUUCCGAAGAGGAUGCCCUCAAUCAGCUAUCACCAUAUAUAACUGGGUUAACACUAUACAACAAUGAAGGACCAAGGAUUCUAUAUCGGAACCCUGACAACGACCAGGAUAUCAUAGAGGCAGUGUAUCGGUGGGAUACGCGUCCCCAUCAAGAGAUUUUUGAGACAGGAUUUACUCCGCGGCCUCGAAGAUCGACACAAAGUUUGGCAAGUUACUACAGCUUAGAGCAGUUUGUAAACGGUGGAGGAAUCCCCGCAGAUACCUGUCCUGCAGAUGGUUCAGUGUUUGUUAGCACCACCAGAGCAGCUCGAUGGUAUCCACCGGUCACAAGAAAUUGCACGCUUUAUCGAUAUCAGAUAUUUGCCCCAGGGGGAAUCGAUGCGGUGCUAACCCUAGGCAACCGAAAUCGUUAUCGUAAUCAGCAGGAAAUUUCUUUUGCGGGUGGCAUUAGCCGUCAAUAUAUUCGAAUAGUACGUCCAUUUUCAGUUACAAUACAGCCCGGUUCGCGAUUCCCAAGAUACAGGGAAGAGCGAAAUCGCCUUAUCCGAAAUCGUUGGUUCGAACCGAAUCCAACUUUUAGGGGAUGGACUAAUCAGGAAUUUAUGAACCGUCUGAGAAAUCCUACGUGUAGCGGGCUAAUAAACAUCUAUCCAGCUGUUGAAAAGAGAGAUGCUAAGGACAAGCCACAUGAAGAAGAAAGUUAUGUCGACCCCGUUUGCAGUGUGGGACAUUACAUCGAGAGUGCAUUCAACUUCACCGACACAGAAGAGGCGUACCUGUUCAUUGCUGACAAGUGCCUGCUAAUCAACUAUGCUCCCGGCACCACGGAUGACAAAAUUAUUAAGGGACCCCUGAGCAUAGCCGAUGCCUUUCCCUGCCUGAAUGAUACUAUUUUUGCCAGUGGGAUUGAUGCUGCAUUUACUGCUUGCACAAAUGAGGCGUAUAUAUUUAGAAGUAAUAUAUAUGCACACAUCAGGUUUACGAAAGAUGGUGGCGAUAUUAUUUGGGGACCCAUAAGGAUCACUGAUGGCUUCCACUCUUUAAAAAAUACCGUUUUUGAAAAUGGUAUUGAUGCGGCUUUUGCCUCUCUCCGAGAAAAUCAGGCGUAUAUAUUUAAAGGUGAUCAGUACGCGCUUAUUGAUUUUGCACCGUACACACCAAAUAACAAAAUAAUUCAGGGACCCAAAAAGAUUACUCUCAGUUUCCCCUCUUUAAAAGGUACAAUUUUCCAGGAUGGUUUUGAUGCAGCGUUUUCAUACAAUAAAGAAGGAUGGUUUUCUACAAAAACAGAAGCUUAUAUAUUUAAAGGCAACACCUACGCUCGCAUUGAUUAUGCCCCUGGGACCACAAACGAUAAAAUUACUAAUGGACCGAUCACCCCGAUUAGUAAUGGUUUCCAUUCCUUAAAGGACAUCAUACCAAUGUAUCCAUGUGACUGUUAAACUGUCACUUUAUUACUAAACUAAAAUAAAGAGCUUGCUCUGCCAUGUGCAUCAUGUUAGAGGGCAAGCUUAGCUUUGCUCUACCAUUUGCAUUAUGCUAAGGAUUAAGCUCAUUAUGUUUGUGUCAUAUACCCAUAUGAAUCUAUUCUAAGACUCCAUAGUUCCGAUGUAAUUUGAAUUAGGGGCGGGGACUUGAACCUUAAUAUUACUCUAUGUGUAAGCUUUGUAGUCUCGAUGUAAUUUGGACUAAGGGCGAGGACUUAAAACUUAAUAAUAACUUUGUGUGUAAUCUCCAUGGUCCCGAUGUAAUUUGGACUAAAACUGGGGACUUGAAACUUAAUAUUAACUCUGUGUGUAAGCUUCAUAAUCCCGAUGUAAUUUGGACUAGGGGCGAAGACUUAAAACAUAAUAUUAUCUCUA